GAACAGGCAAUUACACCCAGCCCCUCUCCAACAGACCCAUUCCUCGCCUCCUUCAGGCCAAGCGCAGCAGCAGCACGAGCAAUAGGAUUUAACUGAGGAUAACGCGCAGCAAUAGGAUCUGAGAUUUCUCGGGGAUUGGCCGCCAAAGACGGAGGAAAAAAGGAUAUAGUAUCGCAAAGAAAUAGUUGUCAUUACAGAGUCAAGAGAGGUGAACAUGUCAAUCUGAAUCGACUCCGAUAGAUUCCGUGGCUCUUUACAACUACUGGACGCCUUUCGGUUCGCACCUGUGCGUCGUGCAUGUCCUCUUUCUCUGGGGAUAAAAGUGCGUAAAAUUGAUACAGUUUUUACGCACGGUGACACGCCGAGCUGGAGAGACUCGGAUACGGUCCUGGACGCACGAUGCUGAUCGGUACGUCGGCCCAGGGCAGACCCCUUCUGGCUUCCCUCCCCAUCCCGGGACGGCCCCUGCAGCCUCAGCUCGACCUCAAACACCUCCUGCCCUUCAGACUCAAUGGAUCCUCCCCACUCAGCCUCUUCCCUAACUUUAACACGAUGGACCCUGUCCAGAAGGCAGUGAUCAACCACACAUUUGGUGUCCCUCAGCCCCUCAAGAAGAAACAGAUUAUCUCCUGCAACAUUUGCCACCUGCGCUUUAACUCGGCGAACCAAGCAGAGGCCCACUAUAAGGGCCAUAAGCACGCCCGGAAGCUCAAAGCCAUGGAGACCCAGAAGAACAGGCAGCGACGGGCUGGGGAGGCCUCAUCCACAGGAAGGGAGAGAGACCGAGACAAAGACCGGGAACGAGAUCGUGACAGUUGCAAGACGUCCACACCCGGGGCAGCUCUUCCUGCGCUCAUGGAUACAAGCUCAGUGGAGGGAGCGAGUCUUCAGUCUGACCAAGGACCAGCCAACCUGGAGGAAAAGCUUGAAGAGAGUCCCGGGAGCUCAGUUAUGCAGACACCAGUGUCCGAGGUUUCGUCUGUGGAGUUGGUCACCCUUUCCCCUCCUCAGAUAUCGCCUUCCUCACACCUCUCAGAGACUGCCUCAGACACCAGCGCCCCCAAAGUCCCAGAGGCUAUCGAGGCCGUGGGCCCCGUCACUGAGUCAGGCAGCAAUGCAGAGAUGUCGAGCAUAAAGGAGGAUCCCCAAACAGAUGAGGACAAGGACCCCAAAAAAAGCAAGGCUCACCUACAUUGUCCUGUCUGCAAAGUCACAGUCAACUCCAUCUCCCAACUGGAAGCACACAACAGUGGCACAAAGCACAAGCUGAUGCUGGAAGGUCACAGUGUUCUGCCUCGGCGCAGGGGGAAGGUGGUGGCAGCUCGAGCGGGCUGCAAGAGCAAGAGGCUGGCUAGCAAAGGCAGGAUCAGGGUGCCCAGCAAGAACUAUCAGUGUGAAGUGUGUGAGAUCUGUGUGAACUCUGAGACCCAGCUUAGCCAGCACAUGAAUAGCAGAAGGCACAAGGAUAGGCUGGCCGGAAAACCACCCAAACCCAAAUUUACCCCCCACAGCAAGAGCCAGCAAAGCACCAGCUUAGCGAGCAUGAGAUGGAGUGGCUAUGCAGGCGUGGCUGUGUCUGCCAUGAAGAAAGCAUUCAGCCAGUACAACCUCACCUCCCUCACCUCCCUCUCCUCCUUCUCCUCACAGACCAAACUGGCCUGGCAGAAGCAGCUGACCAAGACCUUGACUGCUGGCUUCCUGCCCAGCCCCCACUUCACCCAGCCAACUCUGUGCACAAUGGCAAGUAACCCACUGGCUCUGCGCCACCCAGUGGGCACCACCACCUUCAUCCAGCACCCCUUCCUGGGCCCUGCACUGUUUCGGCCUGCCCCGGGGCCGCUGCGGGCCACACACACACCCUUCAUCUUCUCCCCCUACUAAAGACUUGACCCACUUCCUGAUUGAGCUCCACCCUUGUCCCUUUACCAAACCCCAGGCCCUCCUUUAGUGUGACCCACAUGACAAAAGGCCACACGCAAACUAUGCAGCCCGCCUGACUUAAAAUGGAAAGAGUGCACAAGUCCUGAUGCUCCGUAGGCCAUUAGGCCUGAGAGCUGUUCCUAUCAUAAAGGCCAAGAUCCCCCAUCAUGCCUUCUUUCUGCUCCUCUUAUCAUGACCUAAGGAGCAGGACAGGCCUCCAGACAGUGACUGGUGCACAGAGGCCGCUUUUAUAGCCAUUUCAUGGGUCAACAUGGUUUGGAUUAUUAUAUUGUUGUGUAAUUUAUUAGAGAAAAAAUAUAGACACCUCUAGAUAUAUGUUUAGUGUGGUUGCCACAAAAUAAGGUCCCUUUACUUGAUGCUCUUUUAAAACGUUUUUUUAACUCAUUGGUUUGGGGGUUUCCUGAAAGGUGGGAGGGUCAUAGGUCAUUAAAGCAGCUGUGCCGGAGGCCUCCUCAUAUGGCUGGACAAACCUCUCUCAUUGAUCAGUGUUUUCAAUCAACAAUCUUAAAGGACCAUCUGAGGUCAAUUGCUGUCACGUUUCAUGUUGGUUAUGGCGAUUAUCAAACAGUCCUGUGAGUGGUAUGUAAACCUGCAUAUAUUAAAACUUUACUCUCUGAGUCACAGCCAUCGUCAUAACCCUCCAGAUAUUAUUUUUUUUCCUUUCCUGUAUCCGCAGGAUUAAGCGCUCAUUGAGGUCACAGAAAAGGUCAGCUUGUCAACUUGACUUUGUGUCAAUUUGCAAAUCUGUCUUUGGAGUCUUUUUUUUUUUUCUCGCCAAGCUAGCACCACGAAAACAUUCUCGCAGCUAUGGAUGUCUUAAAUUCCCAAAAUGCCAUCAUGUCAUUCCCCUUGUGACUGCUCUUUUUCCUUCCCUUCCUCCUUCACCACGCUGUCGCCUCGCUUCAGCAUGAGAUGAUGCUGAUGAUGAUGUUGAUGAUGAUGAGGAGCAACACAAACACGUCCACUAACACACACACACACACACACACACAAUGAGAACACACAAUGGAUAACUUGAAGACUUGAUGGGAUUGCAGAGCUCAGUGAAAAGUUUGGAUGACAGUGAGUGGGGAGGCUGCGCAACCAGUUCUUGAUUGACAUCCUGUCGCACAGCGUGGGAAGGAACAAAGCAUAGUGCCAUGGCAACCACAUUAAAAGCACCUUAAAACUGAUUUUACUUAAAAAAGCAAUGGAAAUUGUGUUGAUAUUCACCUUUUGUUUUGCCCUAUAGGUGUAUGUUUUUGCAUAUCAAUUUAAUUUGAAAGAAAAAAAACAACAAUCAGCUGGGAUCGUUGACAUUAUGGUUUGUCCAUAACUAAGACAAGUCUCAACUUCAAAGCAAUACAUUCAGUAUGUUAAUGUUUAUGAUGUGUUUUUAGUGUGUCGAUGGCUUUAUCUACUCUAUACUGUACACACCUGUAACAAUGUAUUAUGUACUCCAACACAGCCAAGGGCCAACUCUGAAUUGCCAUUUGAAACGAGGGGCCGUCCUUGUCGGUGCUGCCCCUGAUGCUCGAUGCUCGCGGUCCGUCUCCACAUGUUGUGACUCGGGGGGGGAGCUGAGCCGUUUCCAUUUAUAGCUGCUCUCGCGCUGCGGAGAGGGUGCUUCAGCGCCAUAUGACAUUGCCGUUUCAAUUUUUAGUGGCGCGGGAGGACUUUUGUAUGACUUCCACUGAGCGAAAUGACGUCAGAGACAAGUUGUUGGGAUAAGUGUCACAAGUGCAGCAUCAACUGUUAUAUUGCAGUUCAUGCCCGCGUGCUGUCUCCCCCCCCACCCAGGAUAUCUACUAACUCUCAGUCCUCCCUCUGCCAAAAAUGAAACUGUUGGCAUGGUCUCAUCAGGACUCUGAGUGUAAACAUCAUCCGUCUUUCAACAGUCAUACCAAAUCAUGUACUCUUACAUUACAGUAAUGGAGCAAAUCCUAUGCAUUCUUUCAUUGUGCAAUAUGUAUAGUUGUGUGUGAUGCAGCAGUGCCAUCUGUCGUAAAAACCCUGUAAUUGCCAUCCAGUGCUAGUGCUUCUACAAAACCUUUGAUCAUACAGUAUGUGUAUUUCUGUUUAAUUAAGGACCCCCCCCCCCCCCCAAGUCUUUCUGGGUAAGCGAGGCCAUACUGAUGUGAUUCUCCCCAGUCGCACUACUCAGUGAACCAGCCAGCCUUUAAUCGUCACUGUUUGUUUGUUUCUAUCGCUCAGCGGGAACUCUGACCUAGAGAACUGAAACUUUCUUAAAAUAAAUAAUCUAGAGAAGGCAAAUUAUAUGUAGAAAUCAUAGAGGAACUAUAGAGAUUUUAUCAGCGUUGCUAUUGUUAUCUGUAUCAUAAUCAACUGCUAUCAUAGAGGAGAGUAAAUUACGUUAUCGUAGGCGCUGUACAGCAUACGGGGAAAGGAAAAAUGCUUUGCUAUCUUUUGUUCUUUGUUUGUUUAUUUACAUGGUUUUGCCAAGAUGUUUUUUUUUAAGGUACAACAGAAAAUAUUUAAAACAAAAGUUUUUUUGAGUGAGAUUUUUUUUUGUCCUUGUUGACAGUGACUGAAUUAAUAAUGUAAUUCAAGGCCUUUUUUAGACAAUAUCCCAAAGUCACAUUAGCCAGGCCUUCUCAGGGGUGACAGGUUGAGCAAAUGCUAACAUGACCAUCCAUUCAGGGUAUCCCUCCAUAGCUCCAGAGAGCAGGAAACACUGUACGCAUGGAUGGAGUGACGAAAAAAACAAAAAUAUAUUUACAGUGCUGUACCAUAGAGAGGACAAGGGAUGGAUUUUGGAAAAUAAAGCUUUUAGAAAUUGUAAAAAAAAAAA
This is a messenger RNA of Anarrhichthys ocellatus (wolf-eel), 4732 nucleotides long. RefSeq names its product zinc finger protein 385C (gene znf385c). Bases 400 to 1881 code for a protein of 493 amino acids. Lineage: Eukaryota; Metazoa; Chordata; Actinopteri; Perciformes; Anarhichadidae. Gene Ontology annotation, cellular component: nucleus. Gene Ontology annotation, molecular function: nucleic acid binding; zinc ion binding. The transcript has 9 exons. The record is from RefSeq and is a predicted model, not a curated record.